Messenger RNA from Ipomoea triloba (trilobed morning glory), 1047 nucleotides. Its product is annotated as B3 domain-containing protein At3g19184. Gene Ontology annotation, molecular function: DNA binding. Bases 206 to 889 code for a protein of 227 amino acids. The transcript is spliced from 6 exons. The record is from RefSeq and is a predicted model, not a curated record. NCBI's taxonomy places the organism in Eukaryota, Viridiplantae, Streptophyta, Magnoliopsida, Solanales, Convolvulaceae.
CCACUAUCUCCAGUAAACUGUAAAGUGUCAAGGGUGACCUAAUCCAGAAACUUAUUAUGGAAAGCUUUUGAAAUUCAAAUCCUCAAAAGUGGAGCCCACCUUAUAAUAAUGCGACAAUAGACUGUGGAGACGCCACCAUUUUCAUCUUCCCCGAGUUCUGUUCUCUCCUCCGAUCCUGCUAGAAACGCAUAAACAGAGAAAGAAAAUGGUGAUGUCGAAUAAGGUUUUGGCGUACGAGGAAAGCCGGCAGAAACGGCUGGAAGAAAACAAGAAGAGGAUGGAAGAACUCAACCUAAACAAGCUCGCUCAAGCUCUCCGAAACUCCCCCAAACCCUCCCCGAUGAAGAAGACGAAGCCGCGGGCUAAGCAGCCGGUGGAGCUCACCGCUGUGAGAAGGUCCAGCCGCGUCGCCGAUAAGCCUGCUCCUAAUUAUAAAGAAAUGGGACUUGAGACUUUGCGAAUUGGAAGGAGGAGUUAUGGAAGAAGAGACUUGUUAAACCGGGUUUAUGCGUCCGAUGGAAAUAGAUUAGAUGCUAUACAAAGAGCAGAAGACUUGGAAGCAGGGUUGGAUAAUCAAUUCCCAAGCUUUAUUAAACCUAUGCUUCAGUCACAUGUCACAGGUGGCUUUUGGCUGGGACUACCUGUUCAGUUCUGCAAGGCUCAUCUUCCAAAGCAUGAUGAGAUGAUCACUCUGGUAGAUGAAAAUGGCGACGAAAGUGAUACAAAAUACCUGGCUAUGAAGACAGGGCUGAGUGGUGGAUGGAGGGGUUUUGCUCUAGACCAUGAAUUGGUUGAUGGUGAUGCACUGGUUUUUCAGUUGAUUGAACCGACCAGGUUUAAGGUUUACAUCAUUAGGGUAAAUGAAGCAGAAGAAAAGGGUGCAGAGUAGUGUUGUGUAGCCGUAGGAACCAAAUGUUAAGGCUCGAUUGUAGGGAGCGUAUCCCCUUUUGUAAUGAUAUUAGUUUGAUUUGGAAACAAGAGAACUCGCUUGAACUUUGAAUGUACUUCAACUUUUGUUGUAGAAAGAAAUCUUAUUUAUUUAUUGUG